AUGGCUACUGAUGCCAAGUCCCCAUCGACACCCAACCCUGAACCCUCCGCCGGAAAACUAAUCACCGACGCCCCUACGCCCACCAUCACCAUUGACCUUCCGCCACCUUCCGACUCCAAAGCCAACCCCGGCACCGCUUCCGCCACCGCCACUCUCACCGCUACCCCCACCUCCGCCGCGGCGGCGGCUACCGUUACCGUGCGCACUCAUCCCGAACCACUCUCCUCUGAUUCUGACAUCAUCCACAUCCCCAGCUAUUCUCGGUGGUUUUCGUGGAACAGCGUUCACGAAUGCGAGGUUAGAUUUGUUCCGGAGUUCUUCGAUGGAAGGUAUCCCUCUAAGAACCCUAGGGUUUACAAGUAUUACAGGAAUGCCGUCAUUAGGCGAUUUCGAGAAAACCCCAGCAAGAAAAUUACUUUCACUGAGGUCAGGAAGACCAUUGUUGGUGAUGUGGGGUCUGUUCGGAGGAUAUUCGAUUUCUUGGAAGCUUGGGGUUUGAUCAAUUACACUGGUUCUUCAAAGCCACAGUUGAAGUGGGAAGAGAAGGAGAGCAAAUCAGCAACAGCCACAUUGCAGGGAGGUGAUGCUGCCGGUGGCAGCGGCACCAAUGUUACAGUUUCCAAGUCUAAGCCCUGCAGUAACUGCAAGGGUGUUUGCAGCUUUGCUUGCUUUGCCUCUGAUAAGCGAGAUGUGACACUUUGUGCAAGGUGCUAUGUGCGGGGUAACUAUAGGGAUUCUUCGGAGUUUAAGAGGGUCGAGAUCAGUGAAGAGGCAAAGACUGAUUGGACAGAUAAAGAGACUUUGCAACUUCUUGAAGCUAUUAUGCAUUAUGGUGAUGACUGGAAGAAAGUUGCAGAGCAUGUUGGCGGUAGAAGUGAGAGGGAAUGUGUAACUCACUUUGUAAAUUUGCCAUUUGGCGAACAGUUUGAUGGGCCUCCAGAAUCUGCUGAGCUGGAUUCUGGAUUAAGUUCACAAAAUCUUUCAAGACCAACAAAAAGGACGUGUAUCUCACCCCUGAAUGAUUCAAGUAACCCAAUUAUGGCUCAGGCUUAUUUUCUCUCCACUUUGGUUGGAGUAGAUGUUGCAGAAGUAGCAGCACGUGCUGCUUUAGCUGCUGCUUCUGCUCUUGGUGAUGGAAAACUUAAAGAGUGCUUGAAACUAUCCUCUGGUGCUCCCAAACAGCAAGAAACUGAUAUUGCAUCUAAUAGCGACGACCCAAACUCAAUGGAAGAAGCUCUUGCUGAAGCAAGAUUGCAGCUUGAGAAGGAAGACGAGGAGCUAGAGGAGGCAAUAUCUGGCAUUGCUGUUCAGACAAAAGAGUUUGAAGACUACAUUAUUCAGUUUGAGGAAUUUGAUUUGCAAAUGGAGAGGAAACGGCAACAACUGCAGCAGUUACAGAACCUUCUAUUUGUUGAUCAAAUCACUCUUUCAUUUCAUAAAACACCCGUCCCACCAAAAGCCGGAGAAAGUGUAGGAGAUGGUGUUAAAUCAGAUUGA
Messenger RNA from Fraxinus pennsylvanica, 1497 nucleotides. The record is from the annotation of a GenBank genome assembly. Lineage: Eukaryota; Viridiplantae; Streptophyta; Magnoliopsida; Lamiales; Oleaceae.